AUGAAUUACUUAAAGAAAUUAAAAAAAAAUGAUCCAAAUGAUGCUUGGAAAGGGCUAGGAAUUCUGAAUAAAUAUGAAGGAAAAAAAAUUUCUGGUUUAAAUAAUAAUGUAACAUCAGUAAUUCUGGAAGAGUUGAACACUUUGGCUUGUACUCCAAAUGAUUGGGAUGAUAAAGAAUUAUCUGAAGAAAUUCAACUAAUUAGAAGGCACAUGAAAAAAGAUUAUGAGAAUGAAAUAAGGAUUAAUAUUGGUGAAAAUGGGGAAUUAAAACAUGAUAA
Messenger RNA from Entrophospora sp. SA101, 278 nucleotides. Lineage: Eukaryota; Fungi; Glomeromycota; Glomeromycetes; Entrophosporales; Entrophosporaceae. The record is from the annotation of a GenBank genome assembly.